CCUUUUAUUUAAUGGAAAGGAAAUAACUUGUCUGCCACCAUUAAAGCUCAAAGUAACCCUAAUUCCUAUGCUUACACUGAAGCCUCUCUCUCUGGUUUUCUUAUUCAAUAGCCAUGGAAUCAAUAUCCUUUGGAUCUGAUCCUCGUUUUUACUUUCAAGUGGGAAAGAUAAAAAUCAGUAAGGGGAUGAAAUGUUUGCAAGAUUUGGUACACUGGUGCAAAAACAACUUGACUCCAGAAAGUGCUGGAAUCCUUCAUGAAUCCAUCGCCUAUCUUCAAUCUCUUCAACGACAAGCACAGGAAAUUGAAUCUGUAGCACAACAGAGAGGAGCAGCACCUGCAUCUUUCAAUGUCAAUGGAACAAAUCUACAUCGUGGGCAGGUGGUUGAAUCUUUAGCACAGCGGGGGGAAGCAUUUGUAUCUAAUUCCUACAUCAAUGGACAGAUGAACCAUAAAGGCGACAACUCAUCAUGUUUUAAGCGAAAAAGGUGGUCAAACGUUUGGGAGGAUUUCACAAAGUAUGUAGGCAAAGAUGAGAAGGAAUGGACUAAAUGUAAACAUUGUAAGAAAGAGUUUGUAGGAUCAAGUAAGAGUGAAACCGCAUAUCAUGAUAAUCAUCUAAAAAGUUGCCUAGGUUUGAGAAAUCCAGGUGGAUUAGGAGAUAAAGCAAAAGAGAUAAGUUUGAUUGAUCGAGAACUAAAUGACUCUGAUUUGCUGCGAAAGAUUAUUAAGUAUGGGCUGAAUGGUAUAAAGGAUGAUAUACUUAAUAUUUAUGAACAAGAAAAAGAUAAGUUGCACAAAUAUUUAGAAAAACUCCCAGGUUGUGUUAAUGUAACAAUUGAAGACUUGUUGAUCGACAACUUUUAUGUUUAUUUUGCGACAGUCUGGUAUAUUGAUGAUAAUUGGGAAUUGAAGAAGAUGAUUUUUCAUUUCGAGAAUGAUGAUGCAAAGAAGGGGAUUAUUCAUUUGGAGAAUGAUUAUAUUGAUACCAUGGGAGGCUUAAAUGAAAAUUCUCUAAAGCAUUUUUUUCAUGUUUGGAACAUAGACAAAAAAAUUCUGUCUAUGGAUGUUGACUGUACUUGUGAAUUUGACGAAAACAAGGUUGACAAGUGGCUUAACGAAAGAGCUUCACUUCCUUUUAUUGGAAAUUAUUGUAAAUGUUAUGUUUUCUUACUGCAAUUUGAAGAAAAAGUUAUAUCUGAGGUGUCGAAAAAUGAUAUUUUCAUGAAACUGAGGAAUCUUGAAAACUACUACAUAACAUCAUCAAACAAAUAUAUGUUUGAAUUAGCGGCAAAAAAAGUUGAGUCCCUGGGUAAAAAAGCAACUUUUACAUUUCAUCAUAGGUUUAGUGUGUAUUUCGAUCUGCUUGUUUUGGUAAUGGGAAAUAAAGAAGCAUUUUGUGAGUUGGAGCAUACAGAUUAUGAUUUCAAGUGCAUCGAUUUUGAUUGGGAUGAUGCAACUUCACUGCACAGCUUUUGGGUAGUGUUAAAAGAUAUGGAAAAUGAUAUAGGGAAGCUGAUGGAUUCUGAAUCUAAAUUGGCAAAUGAGUGUUUCCCUAUAGUUUAUGAUUUUUUUUCAAAAAUGCUACAGUUCAAAAAAACUGAAAAUCAGUACCUUCGCCAUGCUGCAUUACUUUGCAGAGAAUAUAUUGAUGAAUAUUGCAGCAACUCAAAGCUGUUAUAUGUAAUCACAGUGAUUCUGGAUCCAAGAUUUAAACUGGAUAUUGUAGAACAUUUCUACAAAGAAAUUUAUGAUGAUGAGACAGACUUACACUUUAAGAAAAUCUUUGAUAGUGUUACAAAUAUUUACAAUGAAUAUGCAAAGGAUGUCAAGUUGAAGGGGAGAGCAUAUGCAUUUUCACAGCAUGCAAAUGUGGUUGCUUUGACAAAAUCAGAAUUUGACCGCUAUUUGACAGAUUCCAAGGUUCCUUUGUAUGAAGAGUUUGAUAUACUAGAAUGGUGGCGUGUGAAUUCUCCUACUUAUCCAACUCUAGCAAUGAUGGCUCGUGACUUCUUAUCAAUACCAAUUGCUAAGCGUGAUCGGUUGGAUUCUUCUUCUUUGGAGGAUGAAAUUGAAGAUAUUUACACUAGUAAGUUGGAUGUUGACUUAAAAUGUGGUUUGGUAUGUUUAAAAGUUUGGUUGAACGACCAUGUAAAUAUAUAAUGAAGUUGUUGAAAUGAUAAUAUAUGUUUUUUUUUUUU
This is a messenger RNA of Mangifera indica (mango), 2200 nucleotides long. RefSeq names its product zinc finger BED domain-containing protein RICESLEEPER 1-like. Bases 114 to 2162 code for a protein of 682 amino acids. The transcript has 5 exons. The record is from RefSeq and is a predicted model, not a curated record. Gene Ontology annotation, molecular function: DNA binding; protein dimerization activity. Lineage: Eukaryota; Viridiplantae; Streptophyta; Magnoliopsida; Sapindales; Anacardiaceae.